Molecule: messenger RNA, 2277 nt
Organism: Diospyros lotus (date-plum)
Lineage: Eukaryota; Viridiplantae; Streptophyta; Magnoliopsida; Ericales; Ebenaceae
Exons: 14
Coding region: 134-2218 (694 amino acids)
Biological process (GO): positive regulation of GTPase activity
Molecular function (GO): GTPase activator activity
Source: RefSeq, a predicted model, not a curated record
AACAUUUGCUCAGCUCUGUUGCCUCCAGCCUCCCCUUCUUUCUCUCGCCAGUCGUCCCUGCCAGCAUGCCCUCACUUUGGUCUCUGAAAUCGCCACUUGGUUUCACUUAGCGUGCGCACCCCUGGCGCUGGAUAUGGAGGCGUCGUCCAUUGUUUCCAAAGCCAGGACCGCCUUUCAUUCUGCGGCCGCUAAAGCCGAGAGAGUCUUCACGGACAUCAGAAAAUCGGAUAAUUCAUUAACUGACCGAGACGUCACAGUCGAUUCAAUCGGAGAAGAUUGUGACAGAAAAUCUGUUGAAUCCUCAGAUUCUGAUUCUAUAAACAACGCCGGCGACUCAAAGAGUCGCCAAGAAAUAAAAUACUUGACAAGAAAACCAGCUCCAUUGAAGACAAAGCAGGAUUGGCAAGAGAGAUUUAAGAACUUCAGAAUAGGGAGAAAAGGAGUUGAAGAUUUUGAGACAGCUCAACAUUCAACCAUGGAACUUUUUGAUGAAAAAGUGUUUGUCUUGAGCACAAGAGAUGCUUUUGAAUCAAAGGGUUCAGAAACAGGCUCGUCACCUGAACGUAUGACCAACACCAGUAUUAUCCCUCCAGCAUCUGUCCUGAAGCAAUUGGUUAUAGCCUUUGAGGCAGGAAAGAAGUACAAGUCAAUGAAAGAUCUUCUUGCAUCAUCCAGAGAUUCUUCACCUGUGAGGGAGAGGGCUUUAUCUGCUGUAAAGUCAUUAAUGCUACGUGAUAAAGAAGACAAGUUCACAGCUGAGUUUGGUGGGGAUGCAAAAGUUCUUUCUUUGUUAAAUUCACUGCUUGAUGCAGAAAGACAGUUUCCUGGGAGGAAGACUCAAUUCGGUUUCGAUACACUACCGAGUAUGACAUCUUUGCCAAAGGACAUCCAUGGUGCACCUCCAGCAAGUUUUGUUGUUGAACUUUCUGAAGUCAUUGGAAGCCUGAAGACCCUACGUAAGAUGUCAUUGUUUUGGUGCAAGGUUGUUGCUGAACUGAGAAGACUCUGGUCUGAAGGGCAAUAUGUUCCUGGCAUCCCAACUGAUGAAAUACCAGAUUUGAACUUAUGUCUUCUGUAUCAGAAGUUACAGGUUAUCAAUUGUUGCAUUUCCAGAAAAAGGCGCCGAUCCAACGCUGCUGAUUCAUUAGAAUCUCUAAUUAAGCUAGCUAAUUCAAACGUUGAACAAUCAGCUGCUGUGGAAGGCACUGGUUUGAUCACCUCUGGUUUGUAUGCUAGAAUUAGCACUGAGGAACUUGUCCUCCGACUGGGAGCUGAUAAGAAAUCUGACAAUUUAACAAUGUUGGAAACUGGUGAACCCAUUUAUACCCCUGUUGUGCAGGAAGAACCUUUGCUUACGGAAGAUCUUAUGAGAGAAACAGAGGAGCUUGUGCUACGAACAGGGAGUGUUGGUGCCGGGUGUUCACAACUACUCUCAGACAUGCAGGCUUUUAAGGCUGCAAACCCAGGUUGCAUUUUGGAAGAUUUUGUAAGAUGGCAUUCCCCGCCUGAUUGGACAGAAAUGGAGCCGAGUGGUACAUCUGAAAAUGCAUUCAGAGAUGGUGAUUCAUCAUGUGCAAGAGGUCAACUAAGUAAUAGAAUGCAAAAAGAAGGCAAUUUGUGGCGUGAACUGUGGGACACAGCAAAGCCAAUACCAGCUGUUAAACAGGCACCCCUCUUUGACGAAGACUUAGCAGUGGAAGACAUUCUGAAUGAUUUGGAGGAGAUUCCACCUUCUGAGCUUCUUGGGCAAUUGUUUCUCUCUCUUCUGGGUUCUGGAUUUGUAAUUGCCGAGGAAAAACUCUCCACAAAUAGUAGUUUCUCGAAGAUGUUCUAUGAGUGCAGAGAUUACAUCCUUUCAUCUUGUCAAGGCAGCAUAUGGGCUCAGAAAGUUGAUGAUAUAUGCCAGGUCUAUGAAACUGUGGAGAUGAUGCUACUGAAGCCAGAGGAAGUUAUGAAGAUGGGAAACCAACCCGGAGAAACAACCCCCACCGCCAGCGAACCGAGACGCCGAUUCAAGAAGCUCAGCGCCAUCUUUGGCAAUUCAGGCAAACCAUCCAAAGAACAGAAAUACGAAGACACCACCACCACCACCACCAUCACCGCACCACCACGUGAAUCAAUUUCCUCCAUAUUUUCAAAAAAACCUCCUCGGCCCGACGCUUUGUCCGCUGCUGACAAACCCGUUUCCUCUGUUGAUAACGGUUGGACAGUCGUUUAACAUGAUCUCAUCGAUUUCUCUUGUAAAUGUGUAUCGAUUCAAAUCAAAAGCUCAGUGAA